Messenger RNA from Oncorhynchus nerka (sockeye salmon), 1367 nucleotides. RefSeq names its product aminocarboxymuconate semialdehyde decarboxylase (gene acmsd). NCBI's taxonomy places the organism in Eukaryota, Metazoa, Chordata, Actinopteri, Salmoniformes, Salmonidae. Gene Ontology annotation, cellular component: cytoplasm; cytosol. The transcript has 10 exons. Gene Ontology annotation, biological process: secondary metabolic process. The record is from RefSeq and is a predicted model, not a curated record. Gene Ontology annotation, molecular function: carboxy-lyase activity; hydrolase activity. The coding region runs from base 71 to 1114 and encodes 347 amino acids.
GCGGAGAAUAACCUUGCUCAAUGCUCAUGAUAGACACCGUUUACUACCUGUCUCGCAUUAGGCGAAUUGUAUGAAAAACACUUGUCGUAGUAGAUUGAUCAGGAUGAAGAUUGAUAUUCAUAAUCACAUUUUACCCAAGGAAUGGCCCAAUCUGAAAGAGAGAUAUGGAUAUGAUGGAUUUAUCCAGCUUCACCAUCACUGCAAGGGGGAAGCAAAAAUGAUGAAAGAUGGGAAGUUGUUCCGUGUGAUCCAGGAGAACUGUUGGGAUGCAGACGCAAGGAUUCGAGACAUGGAUGCACACGGGGUGACGGUCCAAGCCUUGUCCACAGUGCCUGUCAUGUUUAACUACUGGGCCAAACCUCAUGACACCCUGGACCUGUGUGGGAUUCUGAAUGACGACCUGGCUAAGACAGUGGCGCUCCACCCCCGACGCUUCGUGGGGUUGGGUACCCUGCCCAUGCAGGCUCCUGACCUGGCUGUGCUGGAGAUGAAGCGUUGUGUUAGGCAGCUGGGCUUCCCUGGUGUCCAGAUCGGCUCCCACAUUAACACCUGGGAUCUUAACGCCCCCGAACUCUACCCAAUCUAUGCUGCUGCUGAGGAACUGAGCUGUUCCUUGUUUGUACACCCAUGGGACAUGCAGAUCGAUGGGAGGAUGGCCAAGUACUGGCUCCCCUGGUUAGUGGGUAUGCCAUCCGAGACUACCAUGGCCAUUUGCUCAAUGAUCUUCGGAGGUGUCUUUGAGAGAUUUCCCAAGUUGAAGGUCUGCUUUGCUCAUGGAGGGGGUUCUUUCCCGUUCACUAUUGGCAGAAUUGAACAUGGGUUCCAGGUCCGACCUGACCUCUGUGCUGUGGAUAACAAAGUCAACCCACGGAAAUACCUGGGCUCCUUCUACACUGACUCCUUAGUGCAUGACCCCAUCGCCCUCAAGCUACUUAUUGAUGUGAUUGGAAAGGAUAAGGUGAUGUUAGGAACAGACUAUCCAUUCCCACUGGGUGAGCUGCAGCCAGGAACAUUAAUAGAGUCCAUAAAGGAGUUUGAUGGUGGUUUAAAGGACAAACUGCUUGCAGGCAAUGCACUGGACUUUUUGGGGAUUAAAAGAGAACAAUUUCAGUGAUUUACAGCAUGAAGAUAUUGUCAAAACAAAAAUGGAAAACAAUGUUUGACUUUCAAAUUAAUCUUGAGUAUUGGCAGGUCCAUAAAACAAAUACAACCUAUUGCGUGACCAAAAUGUGAAUAUUUAAUUAUGAAGAUAUUUUUCAUCUAUUUAGCUAAUUUAUCGUGAUUUUUGUUUACAGUGUUGGAAGUCAUCUGUGGUCAACCCUCUUUUUGCUGUUUAUGACUAAAUAAAAUUUAAUGUUGAUUUCAAA